Messenger RNA from Calidris pugnax (ruff), 828 nucleotides. RefSeq names its product exosome component 1 (gene EXOSC1). Gene Ontology annotation, cellular component: cytoplasm; nuclear exosome (RNase complex). NCBI's taxonomy places the organism in Eukaryota, Metazoa, Chordata, Aves, Charadriiformes, Scolopacidae. Gene Ontology annotation, biological process: RNA processing. Gene Ontology annotation, molecular function: RNA binding. The record is from RefSeq and is a predicted model, not a curated record. The transcript is spliced from 8 exons. The coding region runs from base 98 to 688 and encodes 196 amino acids.
GAGGAGAGAACCAAUAGCUCCGUCGCUUACAGCGCGGCCCUCCCACCGGGGACCAAUAGGAUGAGCGCUUGCUGCGGCAGCACUCUCGGCAGGGAACAUGGCGCCUCCUGCUCGCUACUGCGUCCCCGGCGAGCGGCUGUGCAGCGCGGAGGAGGCCACGGCUGGCAGCGGGACGUACACCCGCCAUGGCUUCAUCUUUUCCUCGCUGGCUGGCUGCCUGGAGAAGAGGAGCGAGGAGAGCGGGCUGCCUGUCGUGUCGGUGGUGAGAGAUGCCGAGUCCCAGCUCCUGCCCGACGUGGGGGCCGUGGUGACAUGCAAGGUAGGGGGCUGGAGGGCACUGGGAUCGAUGGCAGCUCUCCCAGCCUUUCUCCAUAUUGGUUCGCCUUCGCUCAGAUCCGUCUCCCUUUUCAGGAGAGAAGACAUUCGAGCCACGGAGAAAGAUAAGGUAGAAGUGUACAAGAGCUUCCGUCCCGGUGACAUAGUCCUGGCCAAAGUCAUCUCGCUGGGGGACGCGCAGUCCAACUACCUGCUGAGCACGGCGGAGAACGAGCUGGGGGUGGUGGUGGCACGCAGCGAGGCAGGGGUGCAGAUGGUGCCCAUCAGCUGGUGUGAGAUGCAGUGCCCACGGACACACACCAAGGACUUCCGUAAGGUGGCCCGCGUGCAGCCCCAGUUCCUCCAGACAUAGCAGGGGGUCCUGUGGGGCGAGGGGCUGCUGGGGCUGGGGGGCCAGAGCAGCCCUGGGGCUCCAGCCUCCUCCUCCUCCUCCAUGCGUGCAAGAGGCCGGAGCAGCCUGACAGGCCCUUUGCCAGCAGGAUGGAUUUUCUC